This is a messenger RNA of Hyla sarda, 3685 nucleotides long. It is a transcript of the gene RAB11FIP1, whose product is annotated as RAB11 family interacting protein 1. Gene Ontology annotation, cellular component: intracellular membrane-bounded organelle. Gene Ontology annotation, molecular function: small GTPase binding. The transcript has 6 exons. Gene Ontology annotation, biological process: regulated exocytosis. The record is from RefSeq and is a predicted model, not a curated record. Bases 189 to 3434 code for a protein of 1081 amino acids. Lineage: Eukaryota; Metazoa; Chordata; Amphibia; Anura; Hylidae.
UCCUAAUUGGCCGGCGGCUCGACCACGUGAUGGCGGCCGUAACUAAGCGACCGCGGGAUGCCGCAGGCAGCAGGUUGUCAGGGUGAGGUGGAGGAGGUCACGUCUCCCGGGAGACCCCGCCCACCUGUAGAUACUUUAUAAUAGAACAGUCGCCGCCCCGCUCCGCACUCAGUAAAGCGGCAGGUAUCAUGUCUCUAGCUCAGCAGUCACAGACCUGGUUCCCCACACACGUCCAAGUCACCGUCCUACAAGCCAAAGCGCUGAGGUCAAAGGGCAAAGCGGGGACCAAUGAUGCCUACGCCAUCAUCCAGCUGGGGAAGGAGAAGUACUCGACCACCGUGGCCGAGAAGAGCCUGGCUCCGGUAUGGAAGGAGGAAGCCAGCUUCGAGGUGCCCCUCCUGCAUAAGAACAACCAGGAGCGCUGCACCGUGCACAUCAUCGUCAUGCACCGGGCCCUGGUCGGGAUGGACAAGUUCCUGGGACAGCUGGACCUCAACCUCUGGGACCUGCACCAGACCAAGAACCGCAGGAAGGUCCAAUGGUAUUCCCUGAGGUCAAAGCCUGGAAAGAAAGAAAAAGACCGUGGUCAGAUUGAAGUGGAAGUAGAGUUCAAGAGAAACAACAUGACCGCCAGCAUGUUUGACCUGUCCAUGAAAGAAAAAUCUCGCUCACCCUUUGGGAAGCUCAAGGACAAGAUUAAGGGAAAACGUUCAGAUGGGCUGCCGGAUACUGCUUCAGCCAUUGUGCCGAGCAUGAAUGAAUAUGGAGAUGAGAGUGAUGAUGAAAUGCCUGUAGGAGACAAGAAGAAAUCCAAACUCAAAAACCUAUUUUCCAAACCGGGACUUAAGAAAAAUUCCAUGUCUCAGUCCAUGUCGGUCUUGCCCACACUUCCCCCAUCUCCUUCUCAAAGAACCGUUCUGAAGCCUGGAGACUUCUCAUCUGAUUUUAACCAAGCUCACGGAUCUCCAGUGUCAGAAAGACGGUUUCCACACUUUCCAAACAUUAUGACGCACAAAAGAACAGCAAGUGCAGACACCAAGCAGUUGAACCAGGUGACAUCGGGUAACAAAAAAGAGGGACUUUCCCUCUUCAGUGGCAUGAGGUCAAAGAAUGACCCAAUCACCCGUUCCAAUUUGUGUAUUAAUGGAAAUCAUGUGUAUAUGGAAGAGACAGAACCAAAAAGUGACAGUCCUAAGGACAAUUCUCUGACCAACUCCCCACAGAUCAUCCGAAGAAAUCCUAUGUAUGCUUCUGCUGAUAACCUGUUUGAUAGGCCAUCCAAGGAAACCCCAAACACUUUCAGAAGUAUUCCUGACAAAGGGCUGACCUUUUCUAGUUCUAAUUCUUCUCUUAAAUCUUUUGAAUUGGCCAAAUCUGAGAGUUCACAGGCUGAAGACUCCAAGUUCAAAGGCCCCAGUGUGUCUUCCGAUCUCCUGAAAGAGUCCAAAGAAAAUAAAAAGCCAGAAAGCUUAAAAUCCUCUUUGCUGUCAUUGGUCACUGGAAAGAAAGAAACCCCUAAAAACUCUGAGCAGAUUAGUGAUGUGCCUGUAAAGAAGGAAGAACUGAAAACCAGUGGCACUCGACAGCCCGCAGAUACGCAAACCAAGAAUAACCCAUUUAACCCAUUUGAGGAAGAUCUUGAAGAGGAAAAGAAGCCAGAACCCUUUCCCCUAGAGAGAAAUGCAAAAACCUCAGCUGUCAAACCCAGACUGGACGUGUCUUCAGAGGCUGAAACCAAAGCCAAGCUCUCUUCUUCAUCUGUCUCUGACACUACUUUCCUUGCUGCUUCUUUCUAUGGUGGGCAGGGCACUCCUGAGGUGGAUUUGCAUAAUCCAAGUAAUUUACCUCAGAGCACUUACAGCUCUCAUUCACGUGAUAAGGGUAGUUCCUCUCCAAGAAGCCCGACAUUAAGUGAAGGAAGUCAAGACUCAACUGUUGACUCUGAAAAGACUUCAUUCCCUCUGUUUUGGAGAUCAGGUGUAAGUUCCACCAAACAAUCAGAAUCUAAAGAAGUAAAUGUUGUUUCCCCUUUUACUGAAAAAAAUAAACCAAAAAAGACUUAUGUAAAGAGUCUUCUUGACCAACUCAAAGGCAAGCCAUCACAGACAGAAAAUGAAAAUGUAGUGGAUGCAGAUUUAGUGAGAGGUAUCUUGCCUGUACUUUCUGAGACAUCAUCCUUUUAUAUAGAACCUGAAGCUGUACCAGACAAUAACUCUUCAGGCCUUGAUGAUUUUGGAAGAAAUCAAGAUGAGGAAUUGACUUCCCACCUUACUGUAAAAGAUACAGUGGUAUCUUCUGAAGAAAAAUCCAAUGACUAUGUCAAAGAAGUGCCAAAACCAACCCCAAGGAUACAGUCUGUCACUAAGAAAGAGUCUAAAGAUGAGAAACCAGCCCCUCCAAAGCCAGCACCCAGAAGUGCAAAACUGAACAAUACUCAGGAUCCUGUGUCUAAUACAACUACCACUCAAGCACCUCAACCUAAGGAAAGGUUUUCCUCUGACAGUGUCAUGGAGGAAGCUUCUCGUGUGGGUGCUUCACCUCUUGAUGGUCCAGUUUACUCAGGACAGACUUUGACCAACAUGAAACUGGCCACUCCUACGAGUGAAGAAUACAGCUACAGGUUGGAUGAGCUUCCAGUCAUUCCUGAAAAUCCAGAAGGGACUUCAGACGACGAGCAGCUAGAUGUUAAAGUGAACAAGAUGGAAAGUAGUUUACAUUCCUCUACAAAGACAAACAGUGACUCAAUAAUACAUGUAGAUAAUCAUCCAGUCAAGAGGGAGUUAUCAGAAUCAGCCGACAAUAACAAGGACAUGGCUGACAAGAUGACCUCUGAAGAAGCAAAUUCUUCCGAUAGUAAAGUAAGAGCAGAAAUGAGUGAUUCGGCCCACCAAACUUCACCUGAAUCUGUGUCUUCUCAACACAACCUUCCUAGUUCUUCCCUUUCUAUUCCAAGUGAUAAAUCUAGUGCUCCUAGUGUAAAAUCAUCAACAAACCCAACCAUUGACGUUUCUGAUAAAGUGGAAGGCUCUGGCAAAAAGAAGCUGCUGCGGGCAUGGGUUUCACCCUCUGAAACACAUCCAAUCCCUACAGUGCAGAGCGGUGGAACAAUGUCUUCUCGACAAAGAACACAUCCAGUGAAACCCAUGAACACUCAGAACAAUAUUUCCAACUUCUCACAGCCUAUAAAAAGUCAUGAGAAUGCACUAAAUGUCUACAACAGCAAGAAAUAUGACCCGUCGGAUCCCGCCUCGGCCUAUGCUCAGCUGACACACGAUGAGCUCAUCCAACUGGUAUUAAAGCAGAAAGCCAUCAUCAGUAAGAAGGAUUCACAGGUACGAGAACUGGAGGACUACAUCGACAACCUGCUGGUGCGGGUCAUGGAGGCCACUCCCAACAUCCUGAGGUCCGCCAGUAAGAGAGCCGGCAGGAUCUAACCUCUAUUAGGACUUAUGCACUGAACUAAUAAACCUCAAGUUAAAGUAUAUGAUGGACUGAGCAGGUGGUAAUGGACAACGCCUAUCGGAAGGAUGGAAUAUGAAGGUUGCACUUGGCAAAUGCUUCCAAACUGGAUGAAUGGUGCCUAAAGGGGAUAUCCACUUUUACCUUUUUCCCGUUCCGUUACUCUCCUGUUGCUUCUGAAUAUUCACUUUUUACUUUCAAUAUAUAUAUAUAUAUAUAUAUAUAU